AUGCAUCGUAGUCAGGCUCCGGAGAACGUUCUACUCAUUGUGACUCAGCUUCUGAUAUACGGAAACACAAUCAAUAUCCAUUUUUUUCCAUGUGACGCUGAUGUGAAUUCCACCACAGUGGACUGCUCUGACAGACCUAUCAAGGACGUCCCAAUCAUUAAGGCUACUUCUGUGCUGUCAAUCGAUUUGAGCGGCACUAAGCUACAGACAGUGAGGAACCAUGCUUUUGCGGGUGUCCCAAACCUAAAUAUUUUAAAAAUAAUAGGCAAUUGUCGACCAGGUCAACUGAGACCCCCCGAGCAGCAAGGGUGCAAAAUGGAAAUUGAGCCCUAUGCCUUCAAGUGCCUUAGAAAUCUUACAUCUCUGCAUCUGUCAGGAAACAGCCUUACAUCUAUACCCUUAUUGCCUAAAAACUUGCUGUUUCUUGAUUUACAGUACAAUUGUAUCUUCAAUAUAUUUGCCCCUUUAAAUGCUCCAAAUCUUGAGAUUCUGCUACUUUCCAAGAACUGCUUUUACGCCAACCCCUGCAACCAGUCUUUUUACAUAAAUGCAACUAUUUUUAAAGAGCUACCUAAACUCAAAAAUCUUACAUUAGGGUAUGAUAAUGUAACUGCUGUCCCUAAAGAACUGCCACCCUCGCUGAAGGCACUGGAUUUAAGGGAGAAUGCAAUGACAGAGGUCCUACAAGGAGCAUUUGCCAACCUGACAGCCCUUGAGUAUCUGAAUUUGGAGUGGAAUUGUCAGCGUUGUGACCAUGCAGCGAGACCCUGCUUUCCUUGCCCACAAAAUCGCCCUCUCCAACUACAUCCAAACUCACUGUAUUCUGAAAACAGCUCCAUCACUUUUCUGAGCUUAAGGGGGAAUUCUCUAAAAACAUUUCCAGAUGGCCUUUUUAGACCAUUAAAGAAUUUAAAGGGACUGGACAUUUCUGACAAUCUCCUGGCAUUUGCUAUACAAAAUGGCACCUUUUUCGGAGAGCUGACAGGCCUCACUUGGAUUAGCCUUAUCUAUAACUAUGAACCACUCAAGACUUUUAGAAAACUGGAUCUCUCUCCAUAUAUUGGCAACAUAUCUGGUCUGGAAAAUCUCUUGCUAAGUGGAAACUUUUUCCAUACAAUUUCAAAAGAAGGUUUUGACAUUCUGUCUCAACUCAAAAAUCUAAAAAAACUAGAACUGAGAAUGAACUUUAUUAGUUCAUGCAAUUUGACGACCCUGAAGCAGCUACCGUCUCUCACCGCAAUAGACCUCUCCCAAAACAUGCUGAAUUUCCUUCCAUGCUGUUCUGUAUCCUCUGGAACUGUGGCAAUAGGCAGCUGCCAGAACCAGAAUUUGUAUCCAGGUCUUUUCCGAGAUGCAACUCCUUUCAUAACAGACAGAGAAGCAACAACUAGAAGCAACAUCUGGCUUGAUCUCUAUCACAAAGAUGCUUUUAAUGAACUUCAAUCCACACUGAAAGUAUUAGAUGUCAGUAACAAUGACUUUCACUUCAAGAUGAGAGGCAUGGGCCAUCGUUUUGAGUUUCUACAAAAUCUGACUAACCUGGAAGUACUGAGUCUGGCUAACAAUGGCAUCGGGAUGCGGAUAGAUCAAAGGUUGAUCAGCAGAUCCUUGCAGUAUCUCUACUUCAAUGGUAAUCAUCUGGACAUCAUGUGGAAUGGUGACUACAACACAUACACCCAUUUUUUUCAGAACCUAACAAAGUUGAAAUUCUUGGACAUCUCCAGCAAUAACCUGAAGUCAGUCAAAGCAGAAGUGCUGCUUAACCUCCCAGUGAGCCUUCAGAGCCUCUGCAUCAGAAGCAAUUCUCUGAAGAAUUUUCCUUGGCAAAACAUUUCAUCUCUGAGCAAUUUAUGUCACCUGGACCUGAGCCACAACUCCCUGAAUAAUUUGGUUCCGCAAGAAAUAAAAUUUGGAACCCAUUUUUCUUUUCUGGACCUGAGUCACAAUCAUCUUACCUCAAUUCCUGACAAUUUCUUCAACAAAGCAGAGUCUUUGCAGAAUCUGUACCUCAGUCACAAUCAGAUCAAGGAGUUGAACCAUCAGCAUCUCCCUGCGCCUUUUCAAAAGGGCAGUUCCCUUCAGAAACUCACCCUGCACGAGAACCCAUUUAAAUGUGACUGUAAUACUUCAUGGUUUGCUGUAUACUUGCGGACUACUACAGUAAACAUUCCUUAUCUGACAACCCGAGUACGCUGUGAAUACCCAGAGUCUCAACAAGGUGUGAUUCUUCUGUCCAUAGACCAACAUUCCUGCCAGGACAUAUAUGGGAGCUUAGCCUUCCUCAUCUCUUCCUUCUUAGCUGUGACAUUUACUGCUCUUCCUCUGCUAAAGCAUCUCUAUGGCUGGGAUGUGUGGUAUUGCUUGCAGGUGCUCUGGGCAGGACUUAAAGGCUACUCUCAGCUGCCUGGUAGUGAUUCAGAUCAUCACUAUGAUGCUUUUGUUGUGUUUGACACCAGGAAUCCUGCUGUGAGGGACUGGGUGUACAAUGAGCUGACUGUAAAUUUGGAAACCACUGGCCACAGAAGAUUUUCUCUCUGCUUGGAAGAGAGGGACUGGAUACCUGGGCUUUCAUGUAUUGAUAAUCUACACAGUGCUGUCCACAGCAGUGUGAAGACAGUGUUUGUACUGUCUAGGAGUGCAAAUGGAACCGAGAUGGUCAAUGGUGUGAUCCGACAGGCUUUCUUCAUGGUUCAGCAGAGGCUUCUUGAUGAGAAGGUUGAUGCAGCUGUGCUUGUUCUGUUGGAUGAAAUGUUUCCGAAACUGAAGUACCUUCAAUUGAGAAAGAGACUGUGCAGGAAGUCUGUGUUGUCCUGGCCGAGAAACCCAAGAGCUCAACCCCUUUUCUGGAACCAGAUGAGAAUGGCAUUGUCAUCAGAUAACCUCCGAUUUUAUGACAAUAACAUGACUGAAAGUUUUAUAUAAUUGUUUGUUAACUGGAAUAGUCCUGGGGAAAAAGUAUUUGCUCCGUAACAUGUUUUUUUAAUAUUUGCUUUUUAGUCAUACAUAAAUAUUUGAGAUCAUCAAACAAAUUUUAAUAAGAUACACUGGAUAAAAACAAAAAUAAAAUUUGUUUUGAGUUAUUAAGGAAAAAAAUAAUCAAGACCAAUCUUGCACUAUUUGAAAAAGUAAUUGCCCUCUAAACUUAAAAUCUGGUUGUGCUACUAUUGGCAGCAACUCCUGCCAUCAAACAUUUACAGUAACUUACAAUGACUCGUUUAAUUUUUAUGAAGGGAAAUUUGCCUACCCUUCUUUGCAGAAUUGAUUUAAUUCAUUUGAGGAUUUCAAAAAUAAAUUCCUUGUUUAAGGUCAUGCCACAGUAUGUCAAUUGGAUUUAAGUCCAAACUUUAAGUAGGCCAGUUUUUUGUUUUUUUGUUUUUUAAUAAGCAAUCCAGAGGUGGACCUGCUGGUGUGCUUAAGAUCUUUGUUCUUCUAAUUAAACCAAGUUCAUUUGAGUUUAAUGUUACAAACAGAAGGGCAGACCUUCUCUUUCCGCAUUUUACUAGAAGAGAUUAGAAUUUAUGGUUCCAUUAAUUAAUUCUCCAGGUCUUGCAACAGCAAAGCAGCUCUAGACCAUCACACCACCUCUACCAUGUUAGACAUGUUUGAUAACAGGAUAUUCUUUUUCUGAAAUGUUUUAUGCCACAUGUACCAGGAUAUGGACUUUCCAAAAUGUUUUUUUUUUUUUAUCUGGUCAGACCACAUAAUACUUUUCCCAAAGUCAGGGGAGUUAUUGAGAUAUGUUCUUGCAUAGGAAAAAUUUAGCAAUGUGGCAAAGUGUAGAAUUCGUACAUUUCCAUCUGACCUCAUUUUAACAACUGACAGUUUCAUUAAUAUGGUUUUGUUUGUUUUACCUGUGUAUCUUAUUUUAGCUUUACAGAAAAACAGAUUGUUUUACGUAACAGUUUUGAGGUGUCAUGGAAGGCUAAUCACAGGUGUGAUAGCGUGGCUGAAGUAAAACACAGAAUGAUAAAACCACACAAAGACAUAGACCAGUUUAUCAUCCUGGGCCUCGAUUUUUAUUUAAGAGAUCUGAGCAUUGUUUGUUGUAACACGUCAGUAUCUCACCUGUAAGAUUAAAUGUUUAAAGCUAUUCUGAUUCACAAAAAAAUUAA
This is a messenger RNA of Girardinichthys multiradiatus, 4112 nucleotides long. RefSeq names its product toll-like receptor 9 (gene tlr9). The coding region runs from base 1 to 2922 and encodes 973 amino acids. Gene Ontology annotation, molecular function: pattern recognition receptor activity; protein binding. Gene Ontology annotation, cellular component: plasma membrane. Gene Ontology annotation, biological process: toll-like receptor signaling pathway; defense response to virus; positive regulation of interleukin-6 production. NCBI's taxonomy places the organism in Eukaryota, Metazoa, Chordata, Actinopteri, Cyprinodontiformes, Goodeidae. The record is from RefSeq and is a predicted model, not a curated record. The transcript has 4 exons.